GAACCAGUUGGGAAUGGCGAUAUAAUGUGCUGGUUAGCUCCAAAUUUAUGCAGGGCCAGUACCUAAGAUGUGUAAGGAAGAUUUCAUUUUACAUCCUGAGAAGGGAGGAACGAUAAAAUUCCUCUCUUCUCUUUACCCAACCGGAAAGGAGCAAGGCUUCAAAGAAUAUCCCCAGCAUUUCAGGUCUCAGAAUGGAUGGAUUAUCAAAAUUUCCAUCCUCGUAAUAAAAGUUUUGCAUUCUGCUGCUAAACCCAUGGAAUGGAUUGGAUCUAUGGUUGAGUUGCUCUUGAAUCUAUUAUCAAACAAUGGAGGACUCACAGGAACAAUUUAUAGGCUUCUAAGAGGGCAUGGCGUGAUAAUUCCCAAAAGGGGUACAGAAAAUUUCAUUAGUUUCAUUGGACACUUGGAUCGCCGUCUGGAUUUACAUCAUACCAAUGAAAAGAUUAUCGAAUUGGGAAGCAGAUAUUGCGCGGAUAUCUCUGUGAUGGCUUCAAAAUUAGCAUAUGAAAAUGAAUCUUUAAUCAGCAAAGUGGUCACCAAACAUUGGAAGAUGCAUUUCGUGGAGUACUUCAGCUGCUGGAAUCAAUUCUUGAAAACAUGGUCCACCCAAGCCUUCAUAUUCUGUGAUAAGGCAGAAAAUGCAAAACUGGUGGUGAUUGCAUUCAGAGGCACAGAACCAUUCAAUGUAAACGAUUGGAGCACUGAUUUUGACAUAUCAUUGUACAAAAUGGAGCCAAUAGGGAGAGUUCAUCUUGGAUAUCUUGAAGCAAUGGGCCUAGCAAAUCGUUCCGAUAAAGAUUGUGCCCAAUUUCAUCUAAAACCCAAUAAAAGCAAUGGGUGGCCAGAAAAUGUCCCAGAAGACACUAGAAAGCCUCUGGCGUACUAUGCCAUUAGAGCUAGACUAGAAAAAUUGCUUAAAGAGCACAAGGAUGCCAAGUUUAUUGUGACAGGGCACAGUCUGGGUGGUGCUCUUGCAGUCCUAUUUCCUGCAAUACUACUUCUGCAUAACCGGAAAAGGCUCCUGGAAAAGAUGUUAGCAGUUUAUACAUUUGGGCAACCCAGAGUUGGUGAUGAAGAUAUGGGAAAUUAUUGGAAUAAAAACAUCAACCAACCUGAGCCAAGGUAUUUCCGAGUAGUAUACUGCAAUGACAUGGUUCCCAGGUUGCCCUACGAUAAUAACGAGUUUAUGUUCAAGCAUUUUGGAGAAUGUAUCUACUACAAUAGCUUCUACAAACAGAAGACACUGAAGGAACAACCCAACAGAAAUUUUUCAGCCUUAUAUUGCAUUCCAACUAUGUACCUAAAUGCAAUAUGGGAGCUUAUACAGGGCAUGAUGAUUGGGUAUACAAAAGGAAAACAUUUCAGAGAAGGGUGGUUUGGAAUGGUGUUUAGAUGCAUAGGGAUUGUGUUACCGGGCGUCUCAGCUCAUAGCCCUGUCAACUACGUAAAUGCCAUACGAUUGGGCGAGCCCUCAUCUGAUAUGGCCGAUACAAAAAAAGUUCGUUAAAGGAGUUGCCAAUCCAUUAUUGGCUUCUCAUCUCCAUGAAAAUCGUUGCACUCUUGUAAUUUAGGGCAUACUGCAAUAAUUGUGUGUAUGUUGGAUUGUGACAAUCAAUAAAGCAUCGCAUCUUAUCUUA
Messenger RNA from Cryptomeria japonica (Japanese cedar), 1637 nucleotides. Its product is annotated as triacylglycerol lipase OBL1. Lineage: Eukaryota; Viridiplantae; Streptophyta; Pinopsida; Cupressales; Cupressaceae. The transcript is spliced from 5 exons. Bases 68 to 1507 code for a protein of 479 amino acids. The record is from RefSeq and is a predicted model, not a curated record. Gene Ontology annotation, molecular function: triacylglycerol lipase activity. Gene Ontology annotation, biological process: lipid metabolic process.